AAAGAAAAUCUAUCGACAAAAACAGCACAAGGUGCACUCUCUCACAUCAAGAAACAAUAAUCGCAAAAAGCAAACAUAUUCCUAAUUAUUAGCUAUUGCGCUGCGACAGCAAGAAAUCACCUUCCCCCCUUUGUGUUUGUUGUGUUCCUCAGCUGAUAAACGAAAAUAUACCAACAAUCGAUAAAAGAUGGACUCUCCCUCCGGAGACAAAGACGCCAAAAUCGGGCUAAAGCUGGCGGAGAUAUCGAUUCACAAGUUCAACCAAACGAUUCCGCAGUAUCUGAGCCUGCUGAAGAACCACAAGUGCAACAUCGAAAAAGCCAGCUCCCUGAAGGACUGGGACCGGAUCAAGCGGGAGCAGAUCAAUGCCACUCGGGUCAUCAAGCAGAUGAAGUAUUUGAUACUGGAAAUCGAUAAGGUGCGGGCCCGGGUUCAGGAGGGAGAUUUGGAACGUUUUGACGGGGCAAUCGAGGGGGCCAAGAAGAAUGCCUUUACAGCGAUGGGCGAAUAUUUGGAGGCUCAGCAGAAAAUGGUUUCGCGAUCGCAAUCUACGUACAGCUUCACAGAUGAGGAUUAUUACACGAGUCAAGAGCAGCAGGACAACCAGUACGGACGCCAGUUGGUACAUGUCCCGGAGAUAACCAGUACCUACAACCGGGAGGCGAACGAGCUUCGGCAGAGAGCAGAAUGUCUCAAGGAAAUGGAAACUCUCCAGCAAGAGAUUGUCGAUAUUCAGGAUCUGUUCCAAACGGUUCACUCGAUGUCCCAUGAACAGGCUAGGAUGGUAGAUGCAGUAGAGGAAAACGUUGAGGUGACACAGGGUCACGUGGAAGAGGGCGAAACGGUCCUGAGGAAAGCACUCAAGUACAAGAAAGCCAUCUAUCCGAUGUGUGGGGCGUUGCUGGGAUCCUGCAUAGGUGGGCCAAUUGGGUUGAUAGUGGGCCUGAAAGCCGGAGGAUUGGCUGCAAUCGGAGGGGGUUUGGUCGGCUUUGCCGGGGGCAGAUACGUCAAGGAGGAAGGAGGAUUAGAAGCUGUUGAUGCGAUAGACGGUGGAGACAGGGGAGUCGAAGUGGAAGCAAAUGGAGCGGCUCUGAUCACCGGACCUGACCAGACCAUUUGCGAGCGGAAAGAAUGACAGUUGAGGUGGUUUUGCACUAUCCAGUAGAUUGAUGCUAGCUGAAACGUGGCUCGUGUAGGAUUUCAUCGUUUUAUUUUGUUGAUGUUCAUCUCGAAUCGGAGUGUCGUUAUUAUUUUUUUAGUAUAAUAGACCAGUACUGUUAUGGAAGAUUCGACAUUACAAAUCUGGCAAACUUCAUCGCUUAUAUGGAUUUUUAACAGAGGGAAAUGUCCAAACAAUUCCUACGACAAACAAUACGCUGCGAUAACUCAAAGAAUAGAUGUUACUGUGUAAGGAAAGGAUAUUGAUAGAACUAGUUAUUUCAUUUUUGAAAC
Messenger RNA from Ochlerotatus camptorhynchus, 1452 nucleotides. RefSeq names its product syntaxin 17 (gene Syx17). Gene Ontology annotation, molecular function: SNAP receptor activity; SNARE binding. The transcript has 3 exons. Gene Ontology annotation, cellular component: SNARE complex; endomembrane system; membrane. NCBI's taxonomy places the organism in Eukaryota, Metazoa, Arthropoda, Insecta, Diptera, Culicidae. The record is from RefSeq and is a predicted model, not a curated record. Gene Ontology annotation, biological process: vesicle-mediated transport; intracellular protein transport; vesicle fusion. The coding region runs from base 188 to 1135 and encodes 315 amino acids.